Messenger RNA from Pogona vitticeps (central bearded dragon), 1670 nucleotides. Lineage: Eukaryota; Metazoa; Chordata; Lepidosauria; Squamata; Agamidae. The record is from RefSeq and is a predicted model, not a curated record.
UUCAAACAGCCCACUGUGUGAGAAGCAGUGGAACUGUGGUCGGGCCCCUGCCAGCUGCCAGCUCUUUUUCAAGGGAGCUGGCUCAGCCUCCCUCUGCUUCUGCAGGAUUGGACCCUGCUGCUCCUGGCUGCCUCGCCCCACUCUCAACAUGAGCCGCAUGGCUGGAGGGGAGAGAAGGGGCUUUAGAAAGGACCACGAGAAGCAGUAUGUGGGGUUCGCCACCCUUCCCAACCAGGUGCAUCGGAAAUCUGUGAAGAAAGGCUUUGACUUCACCCUCAUGGUGGCAGGAGAGUCAGGCCUGGGUAAAUCUACUUUGGUAAACAGCCUGUUUCUAACGGACCUCUACAAGGACCGGAAGCUUCUCAACGCAGAAGAAAGAAUCAGUCAGACAGUUGAGAUUGUGAAACACACGGUCGACAUUGAAGAGAAGGGGGUGAAGCUAAAGCUGACGAUAGUUGAUACUCCUGGGUUUGGAGAUGCUGUUAACAACACAGAAUGCUGGAAGCCUAUCACAGAUUACAUCGACCAGCAGUUUGAACAGUACUUCCGCGAUGAGAGUGGCCUCAAUCGGAAGAAUAUCCAGGACAACCGAGUGCACUGCUGUUUAUACUUUAUUUCUCCCUUUGGCCAUGGGUUGAGGCCGGUCGACGUGGAGUUCAUGAAGGCUCUGCACGAAAAAGUUAACAUUGUACCCCUCAUCGCCAAAGCCGACUGCCUCAUCCCCUCGGAGAUCAAGAAGCUAAAAGAGAGGAUCCGGGAGGAGAUCGACAAAUUUGGAAUUAAAGUUUACCAGUUUCCAGAGUGUGAUUCAGAUGAAGAUGAGGACUUCAAGCAACAAGACAGAGAGCUGAAGGAAAGUGCUCCGUUUGCAGUCAUUGGAAGUAACACCGUGGUCGAAGCUAAAGGCCAGAGGGUACGCGGGCGCCUCUACCCGUGGGGCAUCGUGGAAGUGGAAAAUCAAGCACACUGCGACUUUGUGAAACUGCGGAACAUGCUCAUCCGGACGCACAUGCACGACCUGAAGGAUGUCACGUGUGAUGUCCAUUACGAGAACUACAGAGCACAAUGCAUCCAGCAGAUGACCAGCAAACUGACUCAGGACAACAGGAUAGAGAGUCCGAUCCCGAUCUUGCCCCUUCCGACGCCGGAUGCUGAAACGGAGAAGCUGAUCAAAAUGAAGGACGAAGAGCUGCGGAGGAUGCAGGAGAUGCUGCAGAAAAUGCAGCGCCAGAUGCAAGACCAGUGAGAGGAGCCGCGCCAUCGAAGGGCAAAAGGGGAACCAUCCUUUUUGCCUUCUGCAGUUUGGCAGGACGUGCGGACACACCAGGAAGGACUUCCGCAUUGCAAAAAAACAAACAAACAAACAGAAAAAAAACAUAUGUGAACAAGGGUGACAACGUCUCUCAUGUGCUCUCUUGUCUAAUCCGAUGGUAGCCAUGUUUUCUUUAGCAGGAGGUUGGAGCGAAGGGAGAGGAGAGAGGGUGGCGUCCAGUUUAUUAAGGAGCCCCUCCUGUCUUCAGAAUAUUCCCGUUGUUCCCCACUCUUUCCUAGAUGUACUAAACUCUUGUGACAGAGUGUUUCUGGUAUUUAAAGAGAAAAAAAAAUCAGCGUUUCUAUGGCAUAUGAAUUUUGAGGACUCUGUGAAAAUGCACGUAAAUGUUUACUCCUAA